Engraulis encrasicolus (European anchovy) is the source of this 813-nucleotide messenger RNA. RefSeq names its product transmembrane protein 141 (gene tmem141). NCBI's taxonomy places the organism in Eukaryota, Metazoa, Chordata, Actinopteri, Clupeiformes, Engraulidae. The record is from RefSeq and is a predicted model, not a curated record. Bases 127 to 510 code for a protein of 127 amino acids. The transcript has 5 exons.
CCACCGGGUGUCAGUAGAGGCUGUUACAGUAACUUCUUCGCUUCUGCACGCGGAAGUUACAAAAUUAGAUAACAACAACAAUCACGCUUUUGCACCUCUGUCGAAGGUUAAUGUACAUAUUUAAUCAUGGUUAACAUUGGAAUGACCAAAGUGGAUGACGCUGUUGCGGCAAAACAUCCGGGCUUGCAACGCUAUGCAGCUUGCCAGUCACAUGCAUUCAUGAAAGGAGUUGGUACUUUUAUUGUAGGUACGGGUACAUUGUUUUUCCUUCAAAGAGUUGUGCAAAAAAGACUCCCUUAUCCUCUUCAAUGGAAUCUGCUGGUAUCGAUAGUGUCCUCUUCUCUUGGGAGCUACGCUGUCACGCGGUGGGAGACAAAGAAAUGCACAGACCUGUGGGUUUAUCUCGAGACUGGAAGCUAUCCAGACAGAACGGUCCCAGAGGAGGAGCCCCCUGCCCCUGCCGAGCCUGCUGGUCCUAAAAAGACAGUGUAUGGAGAUGUCAUGGAGUAAUGGCCUAGUCACAACCUCUGGAGCUGCUGUCCGACAAUGUCUGGGAACACCAGAGCAGACCUUGUUCUGUACCCAGAGUAUAGAGGCCAACACGCCAGCAUUUAUUUAUUUUGAUCACAAAGUGAUGGAUAAAAGGAUAAAAGCAAUGGAUAAAUGGAUAAAAGCAAGUCUAUGCUGUUUUUAUCAAUGGACAUUUCUCCUGGGUUUACAUGCUCUUGUGGAAGAGCAGGUAAAUAAUGGGAACCUUGAACACCUGCAAAGCUGUACAUUUUUAGCUUCAAUAAAUCAUAACAACGGCUUGGA